Molecule: messenger RNA, 1851 nt
Organism: Chara braunii
Lineage: Eukaryota; Viridiplantae; Streptophyta; Charophyceae; Charales; Characeae
Source: the annotation of a GenBank genome assembly
GUGGUUCUUCAAAGACAACAGCGGGCCCUUGGAGUCUCAAGGGCAUGUAUUUGUCUGGUCGCGGACGACUUCAACACACGAGAAAGAUGCCGCGACGGCUGGCGCUGACUUUUGAGGACGCCAGGGAAGACGAGAAUCACAAGGCGCAGAAAAAGUGUUGUGUGUACAAGUACAUUCGCGUGGGUCAGAGUCUCGGUGAGAGGUUCCGCCAUUCCACGGGAACCGCAUGUGGCGGCACGACAUUUGAGGCAGGGAAAAGGGUGUCUGUGCAUCCGGAAGCGGAAGACGUGGCGGCUCCUGUGGGGAAGAGAAAGGAGAGAGAGGAGGGGGCAAGGCAGGUUGGGCAAAAGCGGUUGAGACUGAACACCAUCAAAAGGUCGUACUCUUCGCAAUGGCAGUUGAAGUUAAAGAAGAAGUUCUUGAGGUUUGUCGACAGCCAGCAUUUGUCGUUUAAUGUAUUCCGGAGCGAGUCGGGGAAGGACCUCGUCAAACACUUCAGGGACUUGCCGGGGCCAGUGAAGGUUUUGUGGCCGUCGUACAAUGAGAUUGCCGACAUGGAGACGGUUGUCCACACAGCGGACGAUGUGGCGGGUGAUCUCACAGAGGUCAGGGCUCCUUUUUAUGUCACGGGAGCCACCAUCAUGUCGGACGACAGGAAGUCAAGGGAUGCUAGACCGAUCGUUAACUUCCUUGCCGACGGGUCGCACCGAGUGAUGAUGGUGAGGACGAUGAACAAGAAGGGUGAGCAAGGCCGUGCGCCUGAUGUUUUAGCGCACUGGAUCAAGGUGUUCGAUGACUUCCCUCCUCGGUGGGUGAAUGCCAUCUGCACGGACUCUGCCUCUGCAUACGUCGCUGCGACAAACAUGCUCCUGGGGCCCAGCAGAGGCCAAAGCUUCGACGGAUCAUGUGGCUUCCGUGCGCAGUGCAUGUCUGCAACAAAAUCUUGUCAGACAUUGGCUUGUCAAGCCCGUGGUCGAAGGAUAUCAUUCUGCGGGGGAGAGCGGUGGUGCGCUUCAUUAAGGAGCACGACGCCGCUGCGACAAACAUGCUCUGGGGGCCCCAGCAGAGGCCAGAGCUUCGACGGAUCACAUGGCUUCCGUGCGCAGUGCAUGUCUGCAACAAAAUGUUGUCAGAUAUUGGCUUGUCAAGCCCGUGGUCGAAGGACAUCAUUCUGCGGGGGAGAGCGGUGGUGCGCUUCAUUGAGGAGCACGACGCUGCUCUGCAUAUCUUCCAGGGGGGAGCGCGCAGAUGGGUCUCAUUUAUCCCUGCGAAACACGUUUCGCAUUCGUGUUCGCUAUGAUGCAGCAUUAGAUGGCAGUGAGGCUCGGUGCGCUCACAUGUUGGAGCUGGCGCAAGGCGCUGCUCACCUUCUCUGUCCUAGUCGGCGAGACCAGAGGUACUACGAGGGCGUGGCGGCCGCCCACAUCGAUCCGGUGACUGAGGUUCACGAUGGGACGCAGGGGGAGACAACAAUAGUCGAGACAGCCUUGGCAGGGACGCAGGGGGAGGCAGCUGGAGGCGAGGCGACUUCAGCUGGGAUGCAGGGGGAGGAAGUUAGAGGCGACGCAGCUGAAGGCGAGGCAGUUGGAGGCGAGGCAACUCGAGUCAAGGCAGCUGGGAUGCAGGUGGAGCCGGAGAGGUUGCACAAGACUGCGGUCGCAGCACUCGAGGACCCGCGUCUAGUGCCCGACCAGCCUCUUCACGAUGGGCAGAGGACCAAGGAUGCUUUGCGUGAGACCGUGGGCAUGCCUCUACCGACGGUUUUUAUUGAGGGCGUCGUGCACAUGUCACCGGGUCUGGAGGACAUAUAGUCAGGUUAGUCAAUGGGUAGUUGAUGAUGUUAUAAACGGG